AUGCCUAAAUCCUUUUCCCAAGCUUGUCUAGUAGACCGAGAAGAGGAGGGGAGAGAAGAGCAGGGCUUUGUAGAAUCUCGUAAACAGGAAAUUAUCAAAGUCAAUGAGCAGCUGAUUGAGUCGAUCAACAACGGAGACUUAGGCCUACGUAUUUGUGACCCUGGGCUGACCUCCUUUGAGCCUGAGACCCUGGGCAAUUUGGUGGAAGGACAUGACUUCCAUCGCUUUUACUUUGAGAAUGCCCUGUCUAAAGGGAAUAAGCUGGUGCACACCAUCCUGUUGAACCCACACAUGCACCUGCACGUGUGGGACGGCAGCGGCAUGCCACACACCAUGCAGUCUGAGGAGACCCGUGUAUGGCAUCGCUGUGAGGGCAAGUGGCAAAACAUCCACUUCCACCGCUCCGGCUCACUUAGCGUCCCAUCCCAGUAA
This is a messenger RNA of Myripristis murdjan (pinecone soldierfish), 432 nucleotides long. RefSeq names its product calcium/calmodulin-dependent protein kinase type II delta 2 chain-like. NCBI's taxonomy places the organism in Eukaryota, Metazoa, Chordata, Actinopteri, Holocentriformes, Holocentridae. Gene Ontology annotation, molecular function: calcium/calmodulin-dependent protein kinase activity; calmodulin binding. The record is from RefSeq and is a predicted model, not a curated record. Bases 1 to 432 code for a protein of 143 amino acids. The transcript has 4 exons. Gene Ontology annotation, biological process: protein phosphorylation.